Drosophila kikkawai is the source of this 1199-nucleotide messenger RNA. RefSeq names its product transport and golgi organization 14 (gene Tango14). The record is from RefSeq and is a predicted model, not a curated record. NCBI's taxonomy places the organism in Eukaryota, Metazoa, Arthropoda, Insecta, Diptera, Drosophilidae. Gene Ontology annotation, molecular function: ditrans,polycis-polyprenyl diphosphate synthase [(2E,6E)-farnesyl diphosphate specific] activity. Gene Ontology annotation, cellular component: dehydrodolichyl diphosphate synthase complex; endoplasmic reticulum membrane.
UAUUUAGAUUGACAUCCGCUGGUCACACAAAAGAACACGUACUUCUGAGAGAGCGCAUCGGUUAAAACGAAAUAAGCUUGGAUAACACGAUGACCCCGCACCCAGAGUGACUGAGCAGUUCGAGAACCGACCCUGGACAACCGUGGGUUAUGUCCGCUUGUGUACACUGCGAAGGGGAACCGAAGAAGCAACAGGAGCGGAUUCCGAGCCGAAGAGAGCGCACAUUCCACCGCCCGCCGCCACCAGCAUGAUCACGGUUUUCUGCCUGCUGCUUGGCAAGCUGCUGUUCCUCCUGGUUGUCGGCUACGAGCUGCUGCAGCGGUUUCGCGACCGGCUGAAUGCACUGGCCCGACGGUCAUAUGACCUCUGGCGCGGCGACGCAGCACGUGAGCUGCAUGAGCGGCGCGUGCUCGCCGACUGCCGCUCCCAGCUGACCAAGACGCCGCAGCAUUUGGUGCUGGUAAUCUCGCCCAGCGACGGCUAUGUGGAUGCGCUGCUCCUGAAGCGCAUCUUCGGCUUCGCCCUGGACGUGGGCGUCAAGCAUGUCAGUGUGUACGAUAAGCGGAUGAAGGACAGGGGCUUCGUGGAGCUAGCGGACCUGUGUCGGUCGGCCAACGAAGGCAGCGGAAGAUGCUUCAAGUGGCCACCAAGUCAAAGCAAGCCGGAAAGUGAGUCAAGAAACGGACAAAAUACCAAUGGUUAUGCGAACGGUACAAGUGGUUCGCAUUUCCCCCAGCAGUUGCAGCUCUAUCAAAUCGAUGAGUCUGAUGGCCAUGCCCUCAUAGCCGAAGUCUGUCGGGAGCUGUAUGAGGAGAGGGAGACGCCGAAGGUGCAAAAUUUACUCAGCCAAAAGCGCGAAGCGCUCACCGAGCAGAUCAGUGGCAUGCUGGCUAAGCGACUUGGCUUUGAGGCACCGGAACCCGACCUGGGCAUCGUGUUCGCGCGGCAGACAUGCACCUUCGGCCUGCUGCCGUGGCAUGUGCGCUUUACCGAGUUUCACACGCAUCCAAGCGGACGGUACUUUGACGUGGAGACGUUCGCCAGCAUCCUGUGCAAGUACUCGCGGUGCGAACAGCGCUGGGGCAAGUAGGAAGCGGGCUGCGGAGCCCUUAUAUUAACUAGUUACCUUAACUUUAAAUGUAAAUUAUCGCCAGGAAUUCCUCUAGCACGUAAGAAUAAACCACAUUGUUCGUAAUGAA